This is a messenger RNA of Anguilla rostrata (American eel), 2046 nucleotides long. RefSeq names its product AKT-interacting protein-like. The coding region runs from base 273 to 1151 and encodes 292 amino acids. The transcript has 10 exons. NCBI's taxonomy places the organism in Eukaryota, Metazoa, Chordata, Actinopteri, Anguilliformes, Anguillidae. The record is from RefSeq and is a predicted model, not a curated record.
GGUGCCGUGCCACUGUGUCCUAGUAUUUUCCUUUAAAGAUGUCUGUCUGAUGGACAGUCCACGGGAAUGUUUAUUUUCUAAUUCCACACACUGACAAGCGAAGCGUCACAGUCGUAGAAACUGAUGUGAAGUGCAUCAAUUAUUCAGAGUGGGAUACUAUGCAAUAGGAAAAGGACAAGGAGUUUCCCGUGAGAAGUUGCGGCGGAUGCCACGUGCAGCUCCGUGCCUGGAGACGGGCAGGUUAAGACUACCUUUUGCUGCCCUCGUGAGUGAUGAACCCUUUCUGGAGCAUGUCCGCAAACACCAGCCGUAAGAGGCCAGACGGUGAGGAUAGAGGGGGACAGGGUUCACCCAGGCUGGGCUCCCCUCGGGCCUACGGCAGGAAGCAGCUUCCCUGCAUCCCGAAAAACGCCGUCCCCGUCACGAAGCCCCUCUCGCCCGCUGUGUCCGUGCCGCCCGCCAACGGGACCCACGCGGCGUACGGGCCGUUCUACCUGGAGUACUCGCUGCUGGCGGAGUUCACGUUGGUGGUCAAGCAGAAACUACCUGGAAUUUAUAUACAGCCUUCCUACCGAUCAGCAUUAACGUGGUUUGGGGUUAUAUUUAUAAGACAUGGUUUGUAUCAGGACGGGGUCUUCAGGUUCACCGUCCACAUCCCAGACAACUAUCCCGAUGGAGAUUGCCCAAGGGUGGUGUUUGAUAUUCCAAUCUUUCAUCCCUUAGUGGAUCCAGUAUCAGGAGAGCUGGAUGUCAAGAGAGCGUUCACGAAGUGGAGACGGAACCACAACCACAUCUGGCAGGUGCUGAUGUACGCGCGCGCCGUCUUCUACAAGAUCCACACCGUGGAGCCGCUCAACCCCGAGGCUGCCGUCCUGUACGAAAAAGAUGUUCACCUGUUCAAAAGCAAGGUGGUAGACAGUGUGAAACUAUGCAACAGCCAUCUCUUUGACCAGCCUAAGAUGGAUGAUCCGUAUGCAAUAAGCUUCUCUCCGUGGAACCCAGCUGUUCAUGAUGAAGCAAAGCAGAAGAUGUUCACACACAAAAGACGGCCUGAGGAUCAACACAAGGGGCUGCAGGUGUCAGGACUGUCGUGGGUGAAGCCGGGUUCCGCGCAGCCAUUCAGCAAAGAGGACAACCCUCUCCAGGCAUAAGCCUGCACUUUUAUAUAUUCACCACCAGAGGGCACCGCCAACACGAGACGUACUCCACUUGAUAACCGAUGCAUCUUUACAGAACUUCCGUGUGAAUAGGUUCUAUGAACUUCAUUUUAGUUCACUUCACUUUUUCUGGCCUUGAAAUUAAUUGCUUCCUGUAUGGAAAUAAGAGAUAGAACCAGGUUCCCCUUUUCUGUGAAAUGGAAAUGGAUUGUGGUGAAUAUUUGCUUGUGGCCUCAGGAUUUAGGAACGUCAGUUUUUGAGAUUUUUGUUGCAUAACUUGAACCUAUGAAAAUUGCUACAGACAUUUCAACAUUUUUUAAAUUUAAUUAUGAAGUUUGUGAUUUAAAAAUAUUAAAACGUUCUUUUAAAUUAGAAUUUUUCUUAAUCGGUAUGUUUGUUAAAUACAUACAGAUACUGUAUGUUAAAUGUCUUAAAUUAUUUCAGUAGAUAUGGACAUGGAACAUAUGGCUUGAAUAUGCAUAAGUUGAUGGUUAUAUAGGCAUUUGUGUGUCUUUUACAAUUAAUUUUGUGUGUGUGUGAGAGAUUUAUCCUUUGUGAAACUGAGGUUUCAGAUGUAUAACUGUAAUGGAUUUGUGAGAAUGGUUGGCCUACCAGCCCUAUCUGACAGGAUAUCAUUUUGCUGUAAACUGCGUAUUGGGCUCUGGUUAUCUGUAGCUGGGAAUGUUUGAUAAGUAUUAUUUUUGAAGUUUCCAGUUUCACAGUAUCCAGAACAUUAUUCAACCAAAUUAUUACUGCAAAUUUAGUUCACUUUACUUUUUCCCCUUGAUGAAAAGACCUCAGACAUAUCUGAGAUGCUGUUGUGUACAGGUGGUGUGUUUUUAACAAGAAAGCUAUACUUUAGAUGAUAAUAAACAUAUCAGGUUGACAA